This is a messenger RNA of Macroventuria anomochaeta, 2193 nucleotides long. RefSeq lists its product as uncharacterized. The transcript has 3 exons. Gene Ontology annotation, molecular function: protein binding. The record is from RefSeq and is a predicted model, not a curated record. The annotation marks the transcript as partial. NCBI's taxonomy places the organism in Eukaryota, Fungi, Ascomycota, Dothideomycetes, Pleosporales, Didymellaceae.
CUCGGUCGUCUACCGCACGCCGAAGACGCGCCCUUCAACUCGUACGCUAAACAGCACGAGCCUGCCUGCCUAUCCGACACGCGUGUCGACCUCCUGUCCGAGAUAUACAGCUGGGCAGACGGGCCAGAUGAGCGGUGCAUCUUCUGGCUGAGCGGCCUGGCGGGCACAGGCAAGUCGACCAUCGCCCGGACCGUCGCACGUAGGUACCACGACAGGCAGCGUCUUGCAGCCAGCUUCUUCUUCUCGCGCGGCGGCGGCGACGUUAGCCAUGCGGGCAAGUUCGUGACGAGCAUCGCGGUGCAGCUUACGCACAGCUUGCCAGCAUCGCGACAGCACAUCUGCGACGCUCUUGCAGAGCGCAGCAACAUCGUCAGCCAGUCGCUCCGCGAUCAGUGGCAGCAGCUCGUCUGCCGCCCGCUGUCGAAGCUGCACGAGCCCGGGCCAUAUGUCGUAGUCGUUGAUGCGCUGGACGAGUGUGACAGCGACGACAAUAUCCGCAUCAUCGUGCAGCUGCUGGCCGAGGCGCGGUCGUUGACAGGUGUCCAGCUGCGGGUGUUCCUGACAAGCCGGCCAGAAGUGCCAAUCCGGCACGGGUUCGGGCAGAUGGCGGAUGCGGAGCACAAGGAUGUUGUGCUACACGACAUCUCGCCGUCAAUCGUCGACCACGACGUAGGCCUUUUCCUCGAGCAUCACCUCAGAAUCAUUGCCAAAGAGUGCUAUCAGGCUGCCGACUGGCCGGGCGCAGAAGUGAUCAGACUGUUAGUGCAGAGUGCAAGCGGUCUGUUCAUCUGGGCGGCAACUGCCUGUCACUUUGUCCGUGAAGGGCUGUUCGCUGAUGAGAGGCUUCGCAUACUUCUUGCAGGCAGUGCUUCUAGUGAUCCAGUCGCGCCAGAAGAACAGCUCAACAAGAUGUAUGUCACAGUGCUACAGACCUCGAUUCGCCCCGGAUACAAUGCGCAAGAGAUGACCAUGUACUACAACAUGCUGCGACUUAUACUGGGAAGCAUUGUAGCAUUGAUUUCUCCACUCUCUGUCGGAUCCCUGAGUGCACUCCUCCUCAUACCAAAGCAUAAGGUAGACCAGAUGCUGCAGAAUCUGCAUGCUAUACUCAACAUCCCAGGAGACGCGAGACGACCGCUCCGUCUGCACCAUCCUUCGUUUCGUGACUUUCUGCUCGAUAGGAGGAGAUGCGGUGAGGACAACUUUUGGGUAGAUGAGAAAGGCAUACAUAAGACGCUGGCAUCUCGCUGCCUCGAGCUCAUGUCUGCGCCUAACGGCCUUCGGCAGGACAUGUGCAGUCUCUCAGGACCUGGGACCUUAAAAGGUGAGAUCGAUGCAGGAUCAGUUAGUAGCAACCUUUCACCCGAGCUGCAGUAUUCAUGCCGCUACUGGGUCGAGCAUCUCGAGCGCAGCCAGCACAGCAUCGCAGACGCAGACGCAGACGAAGUGCAAGAUUUUCUCCAGACGCACUUUCUGCACUGGCUUGAAGCCAUGAGUCUUAUGGGGGAGACAAGCCAGUGCGUGCGCUUGUUGACAAGACUGCAGGCGCUCGUGGGGCCAUCUGCAAGCGCCUGUGCAAGCUUCCUUCGCGAUGCAAACCGAUUUGUGUUGCGGUUCUGUUCGAUUGUAGCAGAGGCACCCCUACAGGUGUACUCGUCAGCGCUUGUCUUCGCACCAGAGACGAGCAUUGUCCGGAAAACGUUUGUGAAUCAGGCCAUACUAGCAGUGGAGAUACUGUCGGGCAGAGAGGCAGACUGGGACGCGUGUCGCAGCGUGCUGGAGGGCCAUUCAGACUAUGUCGAGGCGGUGGUGGUCUCGCGAGACGGACAGCUGCUGGUCGUCUCAGCAUCCUGGGACAGGACAGUGCGAGUGUGGGAGACGGCGACAGGCACGUGUCACAGCGUGCUUAACAGCCCAUCUCGGUACAUCAACCAUCUCGUUCUCUCGUCUGACGGUCAGGCACUGCAUACCAACAAAGGGGACAUUUCGCUGCCUCCUGAUCUAAACCUGACGUCACCUGUUCAGCAGGAAGAGCAACCUUCAAACCUCUCAGUAGAGGAUCAGUGGGUGCUACGCAAUACGCAGCGCUUUCUGUGGCUGCCCUUUGAAUAUCGGGCAUACAAAUCGGCAGUAUGUAAGGAUAUGGUCUGUCUUGGGUGUCCAUCUGGGCGCGUGGCUCUGCUUAGGCUGUGA